AUGGCGGAAAUGAAUCAAACCUCUCGACUUCACAACUUGCCGGUCGAGUUGCUGAUGGGGAUAUUUAUCUACCUUGAUCGCGCCUCCCUGACUCGCUUACGCUGCAUAUGCCGUCGUCUUUAUGAUGUCGUGGCGCCGGAGGUCUAUCGGAACCCGCGCAUAGAGGACGACAAAGGUAGCUCUUUUGCAGCAUGCUUGGACGAAAGGCCUGACCUCGCCAGGCAUGUCAAGUCCUUGACAGUGCACUAUCAUCAGGGAGUGAUAUCCGGUCGAGAUAGGAUUAAUUCCCUAACAAAGCUCUACACAUGGCGACCAAAGCUGCCCGAUCUCCCGGUGGCGCCCUCUGAGAAUCCUCAAUAUGCAGAGGCUCUGUCGACGCAGCUCACCCACAUGGAUGGGCUUCGCAGGCUGGCAAUCCGAGCUUAUGCAUACGAGGACUCUUACGAGGAUUUGGCAAUAGCACUAAACCAGGAGGUGUCGACGCACACCACCAAGACUCGGCAGCUGGAAGAAUGCGCAAAGUUCCACGCACUUUUCCUGCAGUCAGUGUCGUCUCCGAUCCUAAUGAAUCUACAGACCUGCGAGCUCAAUCUGAGCAACGGUGAACGCUGGGACCUUGGUUUGCGGGACUCUAUCUUCCUCCACCCAUAUCUGAAAUGCCUUUCCAUCUAUGCAGCCACCAUGCAAGAUUUCUGCUGUUUUAACGAGACCAGGAGAUACAGCACCUCCCUUGAAGAACUUACCAUGCGCGGAUGCGAUAUUGGAACCGAAGCUCUGGGCAAAAUCCUAGCGGUCCCAAGGACCCUCCGACGAUUCACAUUCAAGGGCACGAUUCGUCAAUUAACGCUCCGCGCGGGCAAUGUCAGACAGCAAUACAUAGAAUCCAUUGCACAACAGGCACAUUCACUACAUGCUUUGGACCUUGACUUCCCCAACGACACCUGUAUGAGGACUCCAAACUCACCGGCGGAUUUCCGAUCCUUUUCUGUUUUACAGCAACUAGCCACCACCGUGGAUAUUGUCGAAGGAAAUCUGGUUCCGUGGACUAGCCCGCCUACUCAGCACCUCUUCCCACCGAGCUUGGAGGGCCUUUACAUUAUACACGACGAUGGCGUUGGUAAUUGUACGGACUGGGAGGAAUUGUAUGUCGAGGCAGUUCAUCGGUGGGUGGUCGACGAUACCCUACCUAAUCUCAGCACAGUGACCUUUGGCAUGUUGCAGACGUGGUACAAUCGCGGGCUGCGAGAGGAGUCAGACAUGCCCCUUUCCAACACAGAUGUAGUCCUUCAACGACGACGUAUCCAACGGGAGCAGCCCUUCCCGGACAUCGAGUGUCUCUGUUGCGAAGGCUGGACGGUUAGUGGGAAUCCUUUCGGGCUCUAG
Molecule: messenger RNA, 1383 nt
Organism: Aspergillus puulaauensis
Lineage: Eukaryota; Fungi; Ascomycota; Eurotiomycetes; Eurotiales; Aspergillaceae
Product: F-box protein
Exons: 2
Coding region: 1-1383 (460 amino acids)
Molecular function (GO): protein binding
Source: RefSeq, a predicted model, not a curated record